Molecule: messenger RNA, 1587 nt
Organism: Vitis riparia (riverbank grape)
Lineage: Eukaryota; Viridiplantae; Streptophyta; Magnoliopsida; Vitales; Vitaceae
Exons: 4
Coding region: 550-1308 (252 amino acids)
Source: RefSeq, a predicted model, not a curated record
AACGCGUUUUUGCCGAACUUUUCGAAACGGGCUCUGAAUAUUCUUGAAUUGUUCCAUAUUCUUUUGCUUUGUUUUCUCAGCUCCCAAACAGGGGUUCGAAACAAUCGCUUUGUGAAAGGAGCUUCCUUUGAGCUUUCAGAGUCCUCCAUCCCUCUUUUCUCUAGUCCUUUUGGGAAUCGGCAAAUGGGUUUCUUCGCUGUCACUCUGUAAUCAAUGAUGGUUUCAUUUUCAGGUUUUUGAGGCGUGAAGAACAAACCAGAAGAAAAAGAGGUUACUUUUUUAAAGUUGUAUAGAUGGCAAAGUUGCAUGGUUUCACUGUUUGAGACAUGCUUGGAUAAUGCAAUUAUAGAAAUCCUCUUUGCUUUAAUCAUGACUUCAAAGUAGAAAAGGCGGUUUCCUGUUUGAGGGUGUGAUGGUAUCAUCCAAAAUUUCCCAAACCAUGAGCUUCGUUUGAUUAGCAUAACAUUUUAACAGGAAACUUUUAGGGUUUUAGAAAUACCAAGUAAAAGUUUUGCUUUUUUGGCAUUGGAAGGGAGAUUUUUAUAUGUAAUGGGUCAUCCAGCCUCAAACGAAAGUGAUUUAGUUGUUGAUUUGGAAAGUGGGGGGAAUACAAGUGAAGAAGAGGGGGGUAGAAACCCGUCGUCCUCUGGUGGCAUACCUGCAAAGAAAACAUUAGGAAGGGCUUGGAGCGGGAUUGUGGGAUUUGAUGGAUGUAUUAGGAGUGCAGAUAGUGUAAGCAUAUGCAAGAGUGAGUUAAAUUAUGGUGGGGCUUUUGGGAAUAGUGUGGACUCAUUGGUGGGUGGGUUGGGAGAAGAGCAAAUGGAGUUUGUGGGGAAGAAAAUGAACAAGGAGAAGCGGAAAAAGAUAGGCUCUAAAAAGCCUUCUAAGCCACCCCGGGCUCCUAGAGGUCCAUCAUUGGAUGCAGCUGAUAUGAAGAUGGUUAGAGAAAUAACUGAACUAGCCAUGAUGAAGCGUGCAAGGGUUGAAAGGAUGAAAGCAUUGAAGAUGAAAACGGAAAAGGCAUCAUCAUUAUCAUGCAGUAAUUUCAUUGCAAUGAUCAUCACCAUCCUCUUUUGCUUCAUUUUGAUCUUUCAAGGAAUCUGCUCUAGGAGCAGCAGUUCAAAUAUGAGCUUCCAUGGAUCUCCAGAGACUGCAGGAGAUGGUGGUAUGAUUAGCAUCGAGCAUUCCAUGAACCCACCUGCAACUGAAACCAAUGGACCUGGUUCUGGCUUUCCAAGUUACGCAGAAUCUGCUUCUCUUCAACAAGCAGCACUGCAGGAUGGGAGAAAGGAAUUUCGAGGAAAAUGAAAAUUUUCAGCUGGGGUUUUCUAGGAAGAGUUCUCAGAAGUCUGCAGAUGUAUAGAGCUUUGAUGUUUUUGCCAUGUUCUAGGCUGUACAGAACUGUUGGAGGAAUUCGAAUUUUUGUAAUUUUGUAGAGACAUGCCCCUGUUCUUACAUUGAAGCUAACACACUGCAGAAAUUUGUUGUUUUUACACAUUUUGACAAAGUUCAGAACCUUGCCCAUGCUGAUUUCUUGCUUGGCUUUCCCAGAUAGUAGUACACAAAUGGAGAGUUCUGUGGUCCUAA